Messenger RNA from Babesia ovata, 1836 nucleotides. RefSeq names its product adenylosuccinate lyase, putative. The record is from RefSeq and is a predicted model, not a curated record. The coding region runs from base 1 to 1836 and encodes 611 amino acids. Lineage: Eukaryota; Apicomplexa; Aconoidasida; Piroplasmida; Babesiidae. The transcript has 3 exons.
AUGGAGGGGCCGAAUAAGCUCUCGAGCCUCCUGGACAGCGAGGAUGUGAAAGCAACCGAAGAUGGCGGCGUUGCCGCCUCCACAGCGCUGGAAAGUGAAGCUGUCAAGUUAAUGGCCAAGCUCGACCGAGUAGAUCUCGCCAGAGCGGUUUCCGCUCUCGGCGCCCAUGUUGACGUCGCCAAGGUGUUGCGUGAAGCUCUCCCGGAUGUGUUGGAACAAAGGGUUCAGCAAUUAGAAGCCAGCGACCAGCAAGAAGAAUUCACUGGAAUUAACCUGCUGGAUUCAACGGAGGUCGUGCCGUCACCGGACGUUAAUAUGCCCAUUGACGGAGAAUCGCAUUCGUUCCCGGAGUACUUCCUGCAGAUCGCAAAGUUCGCGCCGUUGAGGCUCAAUCUGGGUGAACGCAAACUCAUGCGCCUGUUAGACAGCACGCUGCACGUGAGCGAGUACACGGACAAGAUCGACAUCCUUCACGAUGGCAGCAAAACACGCCGAAUAGUGAAAGAGAUCAAGGAGGUAUGUGCCAUCCUCAGCGGUUUGGCGAUUGCGCACAAUUACGACGAUGGGCAGCGCCUGGUCCGAGACCGGGAGUAUGCCGCAAACGCCGAAUUCUUCCGGAACGUUUUCGAAAUCGGAAGGAGGUACAAGAUUCUCAACCCGGACAAAAUCAGGAACUCUUACGGGAAACUGAUCUACUUCCUCAUGGACUCACGCAAACCCGAGAUUCAGGAGCUGCUCAACUUCGACUGCGUGGCGCCCGUCAAAACCGUAUUCAGCCUGCUUGCCACCAAGAAGCGCGGACUCGACAUGUUGCACGAUCCCAAGAUAAAGCUGGCAACCAUGGAAAUAACGCCAGAGGGCAAGUCGCGUUCCGAAGUGCAGCGCGAAAUUGCCGCCAAGGAAGAGGCCGUUCGCUACCUGACGAACAAGUACGCGCGCAAGAAGAGCGGCGGCAUCAUGGGCAUCGAAUUUUCAUUUAUCACAAGACCGUUCUCAAGUUCGACCGACGCUGCCGACGAGGGUGAAAUGACACCAGAGGAGGUAGAGACAUGCCUUUACUCACUCUCGGACCACUACUCACAUCUCCGCGCAUUCCGCAGACCUUGUGACGUCAUGAUCGCAUAUCUCAAGGACAAUUUUAACCCCAACGACCCCAACCCCAAGUACAACCUGUCUAUCAACGCAGGCAGCGACGGCGCACGCCUCAGCCACGGGCACGCGAAGCAGUUCACCUACGUCCUACAAUCGCUGACGCUCUGGAGGGAAAUCGCACACGACAUGUUCGCCCUAUGGCACUACGCGGAGGCGGACCUGCUGGACGCGGAAAACCCAUACAGGCUGCGCAACACUGGACAGGGACUCAACCGAGUUCAGUACGGCCCAAAUGUAGUGAACGGAAUGCGUAAGAUACUGCGAAGGGUUCAGCAGCAAGUCGGCUCGUGGGUGGGAUCCAACAUGGUACACCUUGGCGACCACAAUGUGCCAAACUCGUUCAUGUUCAUAGACAAAUACACACAAAUACCGCGGAUUCUGUCGCCUAUAGUCUCAUGCAUCGAGAAAAUACCGGAGCUGUACGCAUCCACUGAUGCGAUGAGGACGUACAUCGACACCCAAUUCGGUGGGCCCAAGCGGCUCAAAAUGGUCAUCCUCACGGACUUCUUCAGGCACGCGUUCGACGGAAGUGGUGCGGACAACUUUAACGACGCGGGAAGCUGCAUCGACGGCCGGCUCACCUCGGCCUGGAACUGGUGCUCGAAGAUAGAAAAGAAGAAAUAUUUCCCUAUCUUCCUCCUCACCUCGUUCUGCGGCUUCGACGGCAGCUUCGGCGAGGGAUGA